AUGCCCAGCCUUUCUGUGUUCAUGGAUGUGCCUGCAGCCCAGAAAGUAGAUGGCAGCUUGUUAAAGACCUACCAGCAAGAUGAGGACACCAACAAGGUGUUUCUGGCCUACAGAGUCUGCAUGACCAAUGAAAGUGACCCCUGGGUUUCGGGUGUGGUGCACAAGAUCCGCCAGCAGAUUGCACAGGAUCCCUCUCUGAACUACGAGUACCUGCCUUCCAAGGGAAUGAAAUCAUUCAUCCAGGCCUCUUUGGAGCUCCUCUUUGGAAAACACAGCCAGGCCAUCAUGGAGAACAGAGUCGGGGGUGUGCACACUGUUGGUGAUAGUGGUGCCUUCCAGCUUGGGGCCCAGUUCCUCAGGAUUUGGAGCAGGGGGGCUCAGGUAGCUUGCAUCAUCUCGUCUCAGAAAGAACCACAUGGACUCAUCUUCAAGGACCUGGACUAUGAAGUUUAUGAAUACUCCAUCUGGGAUCCUGAUCAGCUGUGUCUAGACCCCAUCCUGUUCCUCAACGUCGUAGAGCAUCUCCCACAAGGCAGUGUCCUUGUGAUUGGAAACAUUAUUGACUGCAAGUUGACCCAGGUUCAGUGGGCAAAACUGAUGUACACCAUUAAGAGCCGACAGAUAUUCCCAUUUUUUGAUUUUCCUUGCCAAGGCUUAAAUACAGGGGACUUGGAAGAAGAAGCCAUAAUCUUACAGUACUUUGUGUCUCAAGGCUUGGAGUUCUUCUGCAGCCAAUCUCUGUCCCAGAACUUUGGUAUUUAUGAUGAAGGAGUGGGGCUCCUCGUUGUGGUGACACUCAACAACCAGCACCUUCUGUGUGUCCUCUCCCAGCUGAUGAAUUGCAUCCAGGUGCUGUGGCUCAGCCCUCCCGCCAUGGGUGCUCGCAUCAUCACAUCUGUCCUCUGUAACCCCGCUCUGCUGGGAGAAUGGAAGCAGAGUCUAAAGGACGCUGUAGAGGGCAUGAUCUUGAUCAAGGAAAAGGUGAAGGAGAAGCUCCGGCUCCUGGGAACGCCAGGUUCCUGGAAUCACAUCACUGAACAGACUGGGACCCAUGGCUAUUUGGGACUCAAUAAUCAACAGGUGGACUACCUGAUCAAGCAGAAGCAUAUCUACAUCCCCAGCAACAGCAGGAUCAACUUCACCUGCAUCAACACCCACAACAUAGAUUACAUCACCGAGAGCAUCAAUGAAGCUGUGCUCUUGGCAAAGGACUCACAGAGCGGUUUCCCGAAAAGCACUCACUCUUAUUUAGAAUAA
This is a messenger RNA of Dipodomys ordii (Ord's kangaroo rat), 1257 nucleotides long. RefSeq names its product glutamic-oxaloacetic transaminase 1-like 1 (gene Got1l1). Gene Ontology annotation, biological process: L-aspartate biosynthetic process. Gene Ontology annotation, molecular function: L-aspartate:2-oxoglutarate transaminase activity; pyridoxal phosphate binding. NCBI's taxonomy places the organism in Eukaryota, Metazoa, Chordata, Mammalia, Rodentia, Heteromyidae. The coding region runs from base 1 to 1257 and encodes 418 amino acids. The transcript is spliced from 9 exons. Gene Ontology annotation, cellular component: cytosol. The record is from RefSeq and is a predicted model, not a curated record.